AUUUCUCCAAGAGGAAAGAGGAAAAACUGUGUUUGGGAGCGAAGUUUGAAACUGCUUAACCCCGACCAAAUAAACCCCAAGAAACAUUGCCACGACAUUUGAGGCCAAGGCGGAUGACGUGUGUUUGGCAGAUUUUUUUUAUUUUUUUUUUUUCAUUUUCUUUCGUUGGGUUAUGUGUAGAUCAAUACCCGAAAGUGGCAAUGGAAAGGGAGAUGGGAGGAAAAUGAGAUUCGAUUCGAUGCCAGUCGAACCCGAACCACAAGGUUCGGGCGGAACAUUGGAAGAAAAUGCUCAUCGAAGACAUGGCAUUACUAUGGUGGUAUAUGGUAAGGAUCAAGGGCCGUUGAUCCCAUGCCAUACCUCCUGACCCUGCCUGCAUCUGCAUCUGCAACAUGCACCUAGCGCAAGCAGGAGGUAAAAUACUACGGUGCAAGGGACCACCAAAGAAAAAGGUCACCGUUGUUUUUACAAGCCAAGGCAAGCCUACCCCUGUCUGCCGCUUCCAGGUCGAACAAAUUUUCUUGGCACGCACCGCAUGCCUCGAGUUCCCCGAAGCAGACCUGUUUGUUGGUUUUCAGCUUCAGAAUUGCAGCUUUUCCUGCUUGCAUUCACCUUUUGUUUUAGACGAGGCAGGGCGAAUCCCCUAAACUCUGGCGCCAUUCCCACCUGAUGGGCUUUUCCUUCUGUCUACGUUUAACCCACAAAUUUUAUUUACCCAGCAUUUCCCUGCAUUAGCAUUCGUUCCACCACCUUAUUCGAAGCCAAAUCGUCAAUUUACCAUCAUUUCCUGCUUGUCUGUCUGUCACAAUUUUCCGUCAUCCUUCAUCUGACCUAAUAAUCGCCAGCCUCUCCACACCAAACAACCUCGUCGAAAAGUUCUUGCGGUUUCUGACGCUGUGUUAAACCCGCCUCUCCUUGGAAAUCUCACUCACCUGAACAAGCUACCGACUGCUCACCUACCUUACCAUGGACUCGUACAUCAAAUAAAACAUCUCUGCCGCGGCCAAAAGCAGAAACCUACUUAGCUGCCUCCAACCCUUCAGCAUCAUCUUCACUACACUCAUUCCCUACAACGGUCAUAUCAAUCAUCAUGAAAAUUUCCUAUAUUAUCUGUCGUCACUCGCGGCUUUCGUAGCAUUGGGAGCAAAUAUUUGUCGUCGUCGCGUGUUUCACAGCGGUGACUCUUGCACACAAGAGUUCACCUGUCUUCCAACAUUUUGAUAUUAUUAUUUCUGCCAACUGGUUCAAUCGUGGACUCGGAGAAUAUACAUCUCAUAAGUCAUGGCCCGUGUCAAAGAUUUUUUGAAGGCUCAGGCUAAGAGCUUGAAGCCUGCAUUCUUUUCCAAGCAACCCCAUUUCAACUUCAUCAGCGCACACUAUUUCUAUAUUGUCGGCCAGACCAUCUUAGCUUCCGUCCUAGUAUACGCUUCUGGAGGUGCUGCCGUCUCUUACAUAGAUGCACUCGUAUUUGGAAGCGGAGCAGCAACGCAGUCUGGACUCAACCCCGUCGACGUCAACCUGCUCAAUACUUUCCAGCAGGCUGUCAUGUACCUCGUGUGCAUGAUGUGCAGCCCCAUCACAAUCAACUCCUUUGUGGUAUUUCUCCGCCUGUACUGGUUCGAGAAGAAGUUCCAGGACUUGGUCAAGGAUGCGAGAAGACGGCGCUCGACUUUUGCCCAAACUCGGUCCAAAGCGAAGAGCGUUGACCACCGUAACAUGCAAGAUGUGGAGAACGGCGUCAAUGGUAGAAACAUAACCGUCAUGCGUGGCAACGGCGAUACCAGGAUCACUAAUGAUGGCAUGCUUUUGUCUCCGAUUCCUGAGCCAAAACCUAAUGGCAUGCCGAACACGCCCAAGUCGUCCCGAGAUACUGACCCGACAUAUGAUGGAAUGGACGGCCAAGAUAGAGAGCUCCCUCAGCCUAGGACAACCGAGGAGCAUUUGGCCAUCCUGGAACGCCAGCGAAACGAGGGCGAGACUCUGCGAAUUCCCGGACCGAGAGACGUUGAGUUGGGUAUGGCACCGGUGAGGGUUGAGCGGGGUGCCGACGAAGAUGCCAUGCCUCGAUCUCCUAGAUCACCUUACCGUCGCCCGCGCAGUAUGGAUUCCGUCGAUGGGCGGCCCCCCGGGCCUCGUCAGCAGACUAUCGUUAUCCAAGAGCCGAUGAAACCACCAGCGCGUGAGGAGAUGGCGGAGGAGUUUGAAGCCAUUAAGAACACGCUCGAUCCAUUAAAGUUGCGAGUGCCGCGCAUUUUCAAAAACAGAAACCCCAGGCUCCACGAGGACGAUAGUGACGAAGAGCAGGAGCGAAGGCAUUUGCCCGAGAGACUCCGGAGGCGCUCAACUUUUGGCAGCGUCCGCAGAGCAUUCACCCAGGACAAGGUGGAAGAUACGCCCUACCUUUCGUGGACCCCGACAAUCGCUCGCAAUUCAAAUUUUCCUGGAAUGACCGAGGAGCAGCGUGAAGAGAUGGGUGGUAUCGAGUACCGGUCGCUAAAGUCUCUGGCAAAGGUCCUGGUCUUCUAUUUUAUGGGAUUUUCCGUCCUGGGUGUUGUCUGUCUUCUGCCCUGGAUCCAGUUGACAGAGCGCUGGGGAGUUGUUGUCGACCGAGCAGGCCAGAGUCGGACGUGGUGGGGCUUUUUCACAGCAAACUCGGCCUUCAUGGACCUUGGAUUCACGCUCACGCCGGACAGCAUGGUCUCGUUCAAUACGGCCACUUUCCCACUUCUAUUGAUGAGCUUCCUGAUCAUUAUCGGGAACACAGGGUUCCCGAUCAUGUUGCGAUUUCUCAUUUGGACUUUCUCCCUGAUGGUUCCACGGGGCAGUGGACUAUGGGAGGAGCUCAGGUUUUUACUUGACCAUCCUCGAAGAUGCUUUACGCUUCUCUUUCCGGGUGCAGCCACUUGGUGGCUAUUCUGGAUUCUUUUGGCGCUGAACGGGAUCGACCUGAUAUUUUUCAUUGUUUUAGAUCUCGACAGCGGCCCAGUCUUUGAAAUGCCCACAGGUAUAAAGAUUCUGAACGGCGUGUUCCAGGCUGCUUCCACCAGAACUGCCGGGUUUGCGAGUGUGAAUCUUUCUCAGCUCCACCCGGCCGUGUUGACAUCCUACAUCAUCAUGAUGUAUAUUUCGGUCUUUCCCAUUGCUAUAUCAGUGCGUAGGACCAAUGUGUACGAGGAAAGUGCUUUGGGGAUCUACACCAACGCCGAAGAUGACGAGCAGGUGUCGCACAUUGGCUCCCACUUCCGGCGGCAGCUGUCUUUCGACUUGUGGUUCAUCUUCCUGGGUUAUUUUAUUUUGUCCAUCUCGGAGGGCGCCCGACUUCAAAGCGGAGACAUCACAAUGUUUGCCGUCCUGUUUGAGGUUGUCAGUGCCUAUGGCACGGUCGGGCUGAGUUUGGGAUAUACCAACGUCAAUACUUCUCUGGUUGGACAGUUUUCGACAGUUGGCAAGCUCGUCAUAGUGGCGAUGCAGAUUCGUGGUCGCCACCGUGGUCUUCCUUACGGUCUUGACCGAGCUGUGCUGCUGCCUGGCGACUCGCGCAACGUGACAGAGGAGAAGAAAGAAGCGGCGCAUGCGGACAACUCUGUUGAUCCGCAAUUCCAGCUUCACCGUCGCACUUCUGGCAUGUCGACUGCCACUCAAGGGGUGGGCUCGUCUGUAAGGCGCGGCCGAAGCCGGAGCAUAACGCGCGUUAACAGCAACGUGCUGGUGCAGCUAUUACAUCCUGGGCCGGCACCGGUACCGCAUGGGCCCCCGAUGCGAAGAAGAUCGGCGGCCGAUAUGGAGGAAGAAGAGUAUUAUGAAAUGUACGAGCGGUCUAGGUCAUCAAUAAGGAGGGCUGAGACCAUAGCGCAGGUUCCGAUACCGUCAGCCGACAUUCCCGCGAGACACUAGAGAGCUGUUUAUUGGGCGGCGUACUUUUUUUUUUUCUUGCAUAUUUACUGGAGGCUUCUAUAGCUUUGGGUUUCCUUUCUCUUGGCAAGCGUGUUAUAAGGGCGGCAAGUUUUUUCUUUUCUUUUCCUCAGCAACAAAAUACACUACUAGACUUUUGUACUAUCUGUUUUGUGGGCGGGGAGUUAUCAGGUGCUGGCAUCCAUUGGAAGGGUUUUCACCUUGAAGUCUACUCUCUUCUUUUUUUCCCUUCCAUACUUUAUUCUUUCAUGAGAUGAUUCGUUGAAACGAACUCCUGGAACAGACGACAGUGAGUCAAAAUACAUUGGGCUACAGAACCGUGAAAUAAUAAAGCUCGUAAUGUCUCAAAAAAAAAAAAAAAAAAAAAAAAAAAAA
This is a messenger RNA of Pyricularia grisea, 4287 nucleotides long. RefSeq lists its product as uncharacterized. Gene Ontology annotation, cellular component: plasma membrane. The coding region runs from base 1282 to 3894 and encodes 870 amino acids. The transcript has 3 exons. NCBI's taxonomy places the organism in Eukaryota, Fungi, Ascomycota, Sordariomycetes, Magnaporthales, Pyriculariaceae. Gene Ontology annotation, biological process: intracellular potassium ion homeostasis; potassium ion import across plasma membrane. The record is from RefSeq and is a predicted model, not a curated record. Gene Ontology annotation, molecular function: high-affinity potassium ion transmembrane transporter activity.